Molecule: messenger RNA, 642 nt
Organism: Entamoeba invadens IP1
Lineage: Eukaryota; Evosea; Mastigamoebida; Endamoebidae
Exons: 1
Coding region: 1-642 (213 amino acids)
Biological process (GO): mitotic DNA replication initiation
Cellular component (GO): GINS complex
Source: RefSeq, a predicted model, not a curated record
AUGGACGGUCAGUUUCUCUCCGUUUUGAGUGAGGAGAUGAUCAUUCAAGUGCAAGCGAUCGAACAGAUCCAAGGCCUUGGAUUCUUAGAUAAGAGCAAAUCUAAUACCAUUCCAUCUCUUGCGAUCAUUACACAAACACAACGUUCAGUGGAAUCGGGACAACCGGAAAAAGACGACGACGCCAUUCCACAGGGAAGGACUUUUGAAGUUCCGCUGUGGCUUGCACGAACACUUCAACGGAACGGGUACGUCAGAAUUGUUGUCGACUCGUCGAAUAAUAAACAGUACAGCAGACAAUUCAUUAAGGCCACAGGAGACUUCCUUAAGAACCAACCGACAAAAAGUACCCUCUCGAAGUUCCCAUUUUACUUUGAGGCAGGAAUAGCUAUCGCAAAGGAAAUAGGAGACGUCGCUAUGGUCGAGGAACUAGGGAAGUUGAUGCUGGAUAGAAUCAAAUUACUGUAUGAUAGAGCAUUCCAUAUUAAUGAGGAAUCAACGCAAUUUGUGAAGACUUUAACAUUCCAUGAAAAAGAACUAUACCAAACUAUUGUGGAGGAAAACGCAGAGGCACUCAAAGUAAAAACCGCCAGAAGGGACGUUGUUGGCAAAAGCGUCUUUUCUGACCAAAAAACUACAAAGUGA